Molecule: messenger RNA, 1221 nt
Organism: Phaedon cochleariae (mustard beetle)
Lineage: Eukaryota; Metazoa; Arthropoda; Insecta; Coleoptera; Chrysomelidae
Source: the annotation of a GenBank genome assembly
AUAACCUAAAAAUCGUGCCUAAAAUCUUACCUUACCUCGUGAAAUCGUCUGGUAGGGUAGCAGCUCGGGUAGCAGUUUGCAGAUGAGGUUCAAUCAGGUGAACAUAAGAUAAUUUCCAUUUUCUAUCUGCUAAUCGAAAAUGUCUAACAUGGAGGAAUCUGAUGAUUUUGAAAUAAAAGUGGAAGAUGAAAAAAUAAAACCUUCAAUAGCUGGAGAAGUAUUGUUUCCUGUUGAAUCAAAAUUUGCUAAUAUCAAGAAUAAACAAGUUAGAAGUCAACAAUAUCAAAAAAUCAAGAGAGAACGUAAGAAAGUCAAGAAAGAAGCAAAAAAAGUUCGGGAACAAGAGGGAGAUAUCAAACGAAUUCCCCAUACUAUAGAAAGUUUAAGGGAAAAAGAUGAAACAACAGUCUCAGAUCUAACUACAGAUGAAAAUGAGUUGGUAAGAGAUGAUUUGGAACAAGAUGAAUUCUGUGACUAUUACAAACAAUCUUAUGAGCCUAAAGUACUCAUUACCUAUGCUGACAAUCCAAUGAGGAAAACAAGAAUUUUUGGAAGAGAAUUGACAAGAAUCAUCCCAAAUUCUGUGUCUCUCUACAGAAACAGAUCAGGGGUCAAAAAAAUUGUGAAAAGUGCUAUAAAGAAGGAGUAUACAGAUGUACUUGUUGUUAAUGAGAAUAGAAAGGAACCAGAUGGACUCCUUUUAAUCCAUUUACCAAAUGGCCCUACUGCUCACUUUCGUGUAAGCAAUGUCAAAAUCACUACAGAGCUAAGAAAGAAUCAUAAAGAUAUUACAGCUCAUCGGCCUGAAGUUAUUUUGAACAAUUUUGGGACAAGACUGGGUCUAACAGUUGGGCGUAUGCUGGGAGCAAUAUUUCAUUAUGAUCCUGAAUUUGAGGGCCAGAGAGCAGUCACAUUCCAUAAUCAACGUGACUACAUCUUCUUCAGGCACUACAGAUAUGGAUUCGAUUCAGAAGGAAAAAAAGCAAGGUUGAAAGAAUUGGGACCUAGGUUCACUUUGAAGUUGAAAUCACUACAAAAAGGAACUUUUGACAGUAAAUUUGGUCAGUAUGAAUGGAUAAUGGAUGGAAAACGUCAUGCCAUGGAGACUAGUAGAAGAAAGUUCCAUUUGUGAUUAAAUAUAUGUUUUGUUCAUAAAUGUUUUCCUUGGUCCUAUUCAAGAUGCAACUUUUUCAAAUGUCCCAAUAAAAAAUGACAUAAGGG